Molecule: messenger RNA, 1102 nt
Organism: Pteronotus mesoamericanus
Lineage: Eukaryota; Metazoa; Chordata; Mammalia; Chiroptera; Mormoopidae
Gene: IL15RA
Product: interleukin 15 receptor subunit alpha
Biological process (GO): interleukin-15-mediated signaling pathway
Molecular function (GO): interleukin-15 receptor activity
Source: RefSeq, a predicted model, not a curated record
GGAGGUGGCCGUUGUGGGUAAGGCCAUGGCCCGCCUGCGGCUCCGGGACUGCUGGGUCAGCGACCUCCCCACGCUGCUGCUGCUUUUGCUGCUCCGGCCGCCGGCGACGCGGGGUGCCACAUGCUCUACCCCCACAUAUAUUGAACAUGCAAACAUCCGGGUCAAGAGUUACAUUGAGAACUCCAGGGAGCGGUAUAUUUGUAACUUUGGUUUCAAGCGUAAAGCUGGUACAUCCAGCCUGACUAAGUGCUUGCAUAACGAGGAUACAAACAUUACCCAGUGGACAACUCCCAGUCUCAAGUGCAUCAGAGACCCCUCCCUGAUGCGCCAAAGGCCCUCCUCCCCAGUAGCACCAGCGGGGGUGACCCCAGAGCCAGGCAGCCCCUCCCCUUCUGGAAAAGACUGCUGUCCUCGCCAAAACUGAGGAUCUGGGAUUUUGCCUGCCUCACAUGUUAGCCCACCACAGUUUCAGGGGUACUGGCAAACACAACACUGCCAGAUCAGAAACUUGUUGUGGCCAUCACUUUGUAAAGCAUAGCCAGCUUUCACUUCCAAGUCAGACACCAUGAUGGCCACAAAGCCAACUACUGCACCGGGCUCCAGGCUGAUGCCACCAAAACCUCCUUCUACAGAAACCACAGGGACAGUUGGGAAUGAGCCCUCCCAAGACCAUUCUCAAACAACGGCAAAGGCCUUGGAACACACUCCCUCUGUCUCUGUGGAGAAGCCAGGUGCAUAUUCAUACAAUGCCACAGCCAUCGCUGUGGCAAUCUCCAUACCUGCCUUUGUGAUUUGUGGAGUAUGUGCGGUAUUUCUUCUGGUACGUUGGUGCAAAAAAUCAAGGCAAACUUCCUGGAUACUCAGUGUUCAAAUGGAAAAUAUGGAAGAUAUGCCAAUGACUCGGGGACCCAACAGCGGAGAGGAGGACACAAAAAACUACUGCACAACCUAAGAAACCCCAGGGAGAAACCAGGGCCAGCAAGGGCCAGGGCGAAGGCACCAACUCUGUUCUGGCCAGAGGGAAUCUAGAAAAGACUCAAGGGGUUGAGCGCCAGGGAAAAGCUGCCAGGAUGCUAAAACGUCCAGGCAUCAUUUUGUCAAC